UUUCAUCCCCAACUUCCGACAUGGACAUCACCGACCCUCAGGCCUGGUCACCAGCGAUUCUGAAUUAUGUCAAAGCGUUCACUGCCGAAUUCGCUCAGCUGGAUAAUAUCGAGGGCAACAAUGCCGGCGUUCCUGGCUCUGCAAAUGAUGGCCAGGCAUCCAAUCGUCUCUUGACAUAUCUCGGCUCCGAAGAGGCCAAUGCCAUGGCACCUGUGGUUUUGGAUGCCACACAUCCUCUUUCAGAUUACUUUAUCUCCAGUAGUCACAACACCUAUCUGUGGGGCAAUCAACUCUAUGGUAAGGCUAGUACCAAGGCUUAUCAGAAAGUCCUGGAAAGAGGCUGCCGCUGUGUUGAGAUCGAUGUUUGGGACGGAGACGACUCGGACUCUGAUACAUCCGACUCAUCGGCCGAUAGUGACAGUGACGUCGAAAAUGAACGCGGAAUCAAGAAGUUGAGCAAACGUUUCAAGGACAAGAUGGGUCUCUCCAAAUCUAAGCCUGAGUCCAGACCGAGAGAUAAACCAGCAGCUGCCUCCGUCUCGCCCGAGCAUGAAGCUGUGGGAUCAGCAGGUCUUCGCCGGACUGUGUCCAAGACUGAGCCACGCGUUCUCCAUGGAUACACGGCAACCAAAGAGAUAUCCUUUAGAGCCGUCUGCGCCACUAUCCGAGACUACGCCUUCACAGCAAGUCUCGAAGUUCACGCAGGUCCUGCUCAGCAAGAGAUCAUGGUCGACAUCAUAAAGGACAUGUGGGCACCAUACCUGGUCGACUUGAAUGCAGUGACUGGCCAUGAGAUUUCUCUGCCAACCCUGGAUUCUUUGCGCAAAAAGAUACUCAUUNNAAAGAUUGUACUCUUGCAAGCAAACAAAGGCCAGAACACUGAACCCAAGCUUUCUCAUCCAGUUAAGUACACUCCACCAGAUAAAGCAAAGAGCGAGCCAGCAGUUGUGUCAAGCAAUGCAAACCUCGAAUCGGGCUCAGAGGAUGAGCCUCAGGAGACAACAGUCAAGAAGAGCCACAUCAUUACAGCACUCGCUUCUAUGGGUGUCUACACCCGCGGUUGCCACUUCAAAGACUUUGAUCAGGCGGAAGCCAAGCUUCCAAACCACAUAUUCUCCUUGUCUGAGUCCAAGAUUGUCGAAGUACACAAGCGUGAUCACUCGGCNCGCUUCAUGAUGAGAAUCUAUCCAAAAGGCAUUCGUGUAUCCUCAAGCAAUCUGGAUCCUGCACCUUUCUGGCGGAUGGGUGCGCAGAUUGUCGCCCUCAAUUGGCAAUAUAUCAACGCGGCAACCAUGCUCAACCAAGCCAUGUUUCACGCGACGGGCGGUUGGGUGCUCAAGCCUGAAGGCUACCGCAGUUUCCACAAAGCUCAAUCUCAGAUUGCGGCGCUCGACCGAGGUAAACUUGACUUGACGAUCGAAUUGCUGGCUGGUCAGGAUAUCGGUCCGGCUGAUAAGAAGCUUCGUCUCUACGUUCGUUGUGAGUUGCAUAUCGAGGACAUGGAAGAGAUUAAUGGUGGAUCUCUGCCUGAGNNGGGGGGAUCCACCAAGGAGGGACAGAUCAAGGCAGUCACUGGACUUGGAACGGCUGGCAGGUCUCCGGAUUUUGGGCGCCAAUUGCUUCAGUUCAAGGUCGAUGGCGUUGCCGAAGAGCUAACUUUCGUGAGGUUCAAAGUCAUGGACGACGACACCUUCAGCCGCGAUAACCUAGUGGCAUGGGCAUGCUUCAGAUUGUCCAGACUACAAACAGGUAUAAGGAAGAUACGUCUGUAUGACUGCGAGGGUCAGCAGACCAACGGGAUGCUGCUUGUGCGCAUAAGCAAGAAACUCGAAAUUGAG
Molecule: messenger RNA, 1838 nt
Organism: Aureobasidium uvarum
Lineage: Eukaryota; Fungi; Ascomycota; Dothideomycetes; Dothideales; Saccotheciaceae
Source: the annotation of a GenBank genome assembly